Messenger RNA from Physella acuta, 907 nucleotides. RefSeq names its product transcription factor A, mitochondrial-like. Gene Ontology annotation, biological process: regulation of transcription by RNA polymerase II. The record is from RefSeq and is a predicted model, not a curated record. NCBI's taxonomy places the organism in Eukaryota, Metazoa, Mollusca, Gastropoda, Physidae.
ACACAAUUUUAAAAAAACAGAAGAGAUACCUCCCAUUAGGCGCGAGAAGAUGGCGACGACCAUGGUUGGAAGCUGCUUCAAAGGCAGCAAACUUCAAGCACUUUAUCUGGGCUUAAAAAAAUUGCAGAUCAGCAUUAACAACAGUGGUCCUAAUGCUAAUUUAAAAGAAGCAUCCAGUCAUACGUGUAGAAAUUUCUCUAACAAGCAAGGGCACUUCAUUAAUAUAAAGAAAGGAGUUCUAGAUGUACCUAUGCCGAAGAAACCGCAACAUCCUGGUGGUAUUUUUUUCACUUUCGUUAAGGAAGUGGAACCGAUUAUCAAACAAAAGCACCCAGAAAUUACUUCACAAGUCCAAAUGGUUAUUAAAGCCUCUGAAAUGUGGAGAGACUUAGAUCCUGAAGAAAAAGCACGUUUGACACUGAAGAGACGUGAAGCAUAUGAAAAAUACAAACAAGAAGUAAAGAAUUACUAUGAUAAUUUAACACCCUUACAAAUCCAACAUAAAGAAGCACUCAGCCUGCUUACAAAAGCAAAAAAAGUUAACAAGGAAAGGAAAGCUUUGGGCAUACCUUCUAAAGCUCCUGGGGCUUUCUGUUACUUUAUGUCAGAAAAGUUUAGAGAACGAGACCCUGACAUCUCAGCAGCAGCCCGGUUGAAAAUUAUUGUUACUCGCUGGAAAGAAAUGACUGAGGCUGAAAAAGAGCCAUAUGUUACAUUAGCAAAACAAAACAGAGACUUACAUGAAUCCGCAAUGAAUGAAUGGGAAAAAAAGAUGAUAUCAUUGGGAAGAUUUGACUUGAUUAGAAAGAAUACAUUGAAAAAGCUAGACAAAGGAGAAAACUUGGAUGGAAAACCUGUUUCCAAAUCUAAACGUGUUACAUUUGCUCCUGAUGUUAAAGAAGAGUAA